This is a messenger RNA of Cuscuta campestris, 1798 nucleotides long. NCBI's taxonomy places the organism in Eukaryota, Viridiplantae, Streptophyta, Magnoliopsida, Solanales, Convolvulaceae. The record is from the annotation of a GenBank genome assembly.
CAACUCUAUUCACCCCCCCUCUAGAGUUGCACAUUUGUCUAACAAUUGGUAUCGGAGCAGGAAGUUCUUCGAAUACGUUAUUUUUCAGGAACUAAAAGAUCAAAUGGCAUCAAGGAUGUUCAACGCAGGAGUGACCGAGGGACAAUCAACCACGAGGCCACCUUUGUUCGAUGGAACAAACUACUCGUAUUGGAAGGAGAGGAUGAGAAUCUUUAUCCAAUCCAACGACUACAAGCUAUGGUUGAUUGUGAAGAACGGCUGCGGAGUCCCGAUGAAGAAAGUCGGUGAAGUCAACGUUCCCAAAACCGAAGAGGAGUUCACCGACGAAGAUUGCAAAAAGAUGGAGCUCAACGCAAAGGCAAUAAACAUGAUUUAUUGCGGUGUUAAUGCGGAUGACUACCGCAAAAUUUCGCGGUGUGAAACCGCAAAACAAAUGUGGGAGAAAUUGGAGGUCACCUACGAAGGAACCGCGCAGGUUCGGGAGGCCAAAAUCGACCAUCUUACUCACGAGUACGAACUCUUCUCAAUGAAGGAAAACGAGAAGAUUGAGGAAAUGUUUGAGAGGUUCUCUAACAUCAUUAAUCCUCUCAAUCUUCUCGGGAAGACCUACACCGACCGAGAGCUCGUGAGAAAGGUGCUGCGAAGCCUAUCCCCCAAAUGGCGUUCAAAGGUGGAUGCAAUCGAAGAAGGUCGUGACUUCCAAACAACGACCUAUGAUGCUCUUCGAGGCAAUCUUAUUACCUACGAAACCACCCAACUCUCAAAGGUGGUUGAAGAGAGGAACAAGAGGUCUAUUGCUCUACCCGCAACAACAUCAACCCACAACAACGUUGAUGAUGAAGUUGAUGACAGCGACGACACCGACCUCGGACUCUUUGUCCGAAAAUUCAAGAAGAUGAUGCUCAAGAAGGGAGCCAAGAAGAACACUCCACCCAAAUGCUAUGGGUGUGGUGAAAUUGGACACAUCAAACCAAUGUGUCCGAAGCUCAAGAACGAGAAGGACAAGAGGGCACCGAAGAAGCAACGUGCCUACAUCGCUUGGGAGAACGACGGCUCCGGGAGUGAAGACUCAGAAACGGAGGAAGUGGCCAACUUAUGCCUAAUGGCCAUUGAAGAUGGUGAUACAUCAAAAGAGUCGUACAUCAGAAAUAGCAGCCUUCAUCUUCUUGUUGGCCUUCUUGCCAUCAUAACCAUCGACAUCAAUUCCGAUUUGGGAGGGACUGCGGCGGCGCUUUCUGUUGUCGGAACGGGGCCGCUUGUUGGACUCGGCGGCAUCGCGGAAGGCGGCCCUGACGCCGUCGAGAUUCUCCGGCCAAGUUUCAAGCUUGCCGUGGGGGGAGAGGACGACGAGGCAGACAUUGAUGUCGCAGAGUAUCUGAGUAUGGACAAUUCUUUGCCUCGUUUUAGAAGAGUGGAUUUUCUCUUCUCGUACUGCAAUUUCUUGGUCCUCUCCUCCUUAAUUUGUUGCUGCUGCUUCUCAGCCGCCAUUGUUGGAGGAAUGAACAGGCCGCGGCCAAAUCUGGGAGUGCUCCCUGCCUCCCUCUCUAUUUUGUCCGAUGAUGAGUGUGUGAGCGUGGGGCGUAUCUAUAGCGAGUAAAAAAGGGCGUGUCGUUAAUUGAAAGCUUUUGUUUUGGUCGUUUUUAGGAAAUUUCUUUGACCAGCUCAAAUCAUUAGUCUCUCUCAAGUCUCACCUCAUAAUUAUUUACUCCCCCUCUCUCUCUCACACAAUAUUGUUACCCUUUUGAUUAAUUGAGGGUUGAUUGAUAUUUUCUUAAAAAAAUUAAUCUAAUUGAUUAUU